Sorghum bicolor (sorghum) is the source of this 1867-nucleotide messenger RNA. RefSeq names its product COBRA-like protein 7. The transcript has 6 exons. The record is from RefSeq and is a predicted model, not a curated record. The coding region runs from base 236 to 1630 and encodes 464 amino acids. Gene Ontology annotation, cellular component: plasma membrane. Gene Ontology annotation, biological process: plant-type cell wall cellulose biosynthetic process; cellulose microfibril organization. NCBI's taxonomy places the organism in Eukaryota, Viridiplantae, Streptophyta, Magnoliopsida, Poales, Poaceae.
GCGGCCGGUGACGCGAACGUCACAUCGCCGAUUGGAUCAUCUACGGACUCCACCGGUGUCGUCUUCCUCGUACCCCGUCUCGUCUACUAGUCGUCUUCCUCUCGUCUCCUGCGAAACCGAGCGCUGACCGGCGUUCAUACGGAGGGAGGGGGCGGCGGCCGUCGAUCGGGGGAUCUUUCGGCGUGUGGGGAAUUCUAUCGGCUUUGGUUUGGAGGAGUCGGACGGACCGAUCUGGAUGGAGCGCUUCGUCUUCGUCCUGCUCGUCUUCUUGUGCAAUUCUUCCUUCCGAUUCACAGCCACAGAUGCCUACGACCCCGUAGAUCCGAACGGGAACAUCACGAUCAACUGGGAUUUUCAGGUCCUCAACGUCAAGGACAUGUCCCCGUACACGGUCAUGGUGAGCAUCCACAACUACCAGAUGUACCGGCACAUCGAGCACCCGGGGUGGCGGCUGAGCUGGAACUGGACCGGCAAGGAGGUCAUCUGGAACACGGUGGGCGCGGAGACGACGGAGCAGGGCGACUGCUCCCGCGUCGGCGCCGCCAACGCCCGCCCGCAUUGCUGCCUGAGGCGGCCCGUCAUGGUGGACCUCCCGCCCGGCACCCCGUACAACAGGCAGGUCGCCAACUGCUGCCGCGGCGGCGUGCUGUCGUCCUUCGUCCAGAACAAUCUGACGUCCACCGCCGCGUUCCAGAUGGUCGUCGGCGAGUUCGCCCUCGCCAAGGACGACGGCGGCGGUAGUAUGGAGCCCGAGAAGCCGUGGCAUUUCGACAUCGGCGUGCCAGGGUACACCUGCAGCAACGCCACCACGGUAGCCCCGACCAGGGUCAAGGUCGACAAGAACCGCUACGAACAAGUGCUCCUGACAUGGCAGGUGACCUGCUCGUACUCUCAGUACCGGGCGUCGGGGGUGCCGUCGUGCUGCGUCUCCAUGUCGACGUUCUACAGCGAGACGAUCGUGGAUUGCCCGCGCUGCAGCUGCGCCUGCCAAGGGUCCCCAACGCCAACGUCGCCACAAUGCGUCAGGCAAUGCAAAGCCAGUCCCUGUCCCGCACCAAUUCUUGUCCCCGUAUGUACCGUCGACCAACCACGGACACCAGCGUUGCCGGCGAGCAGCGACGACGAGCCGGCGGCGCCGAUCGUCUGGUGCUCGGAGCACAUGUGCCCGAUCCGGGUGCACUGGCACGUGAAGGUGAACUACCGGCAGUACUGGCGGGUGAAAGUGACGGUGUCCAACUACAACCUGGUGAAGAACUACAGCGACUGGAACCUGGUGCUGCAGCACCCCAACCUGCGGAGCCUCACGCAGCUGUUCAGCUUCAAUUACAAGCCUCUCGUCGAGUACGGCAGCUUCAAUGACACGGGGAUGUUCUGGGGGUUACGUUUCUACAACGAGAUGCUGCUGCAGGACGGGAACGUGCAGACGGAGAUGAUUCUGGAGAAGGAGAGCGACUUCACCUAUUCCGGCGGCUGGGCGUUCCCGAGGAGGGUCUACUUCAACGGCCAAGAGUGCGUCAUGCCGCCGGCGGACCAGUACCCCAAACUGCCCAACGGGGCCUCGGAAUUGCGGGGGUCGUCGCUGAUCGCCGGCAAUUGCUUGCUGCUGCUAUUCUUCUUCGUUCUCGUGUAGACUUGUUUGUUUAGGAAACAACUGGCAAAGGUUGCCCUCGCAAAUUAGCGUGGGUGGAGGCUUUCUUCGUUUUAACAUUUGAAAUUUUCUUACCUGAAAUUAAUUUUUGUAAAUAGUAUUGUUUCGAUGUUAGAUCGUAUUACUCGUCUCUCCAUGUGUUUUCAAUUUUCAUCGGCACGAAUUCCAUAGGUAUCCAUUGGCAGAGGGUGAGGUGAAAUUGAUUCGUGCGGAAGGAGU